AUCCGGAACUGUCUGUUUCCGUUUCCGUACACUGGACCCUUUGCAGUCAAGUCGGCUAGGAAUUUGAAGUAUUUUUUCCAACAGAAAGCGCACAGAUAUGUCGACAGCAGAAGUACAGAGAACUAAGAGUACAUCAGGUGAAGAGAAAUCGGAUCAGAGCAAGACACAUGAUCAUGGUCAUGAUCAGAAAUCACAUGAUCAGAAAUCACCCGAUCAAAUAAAAGAUAUCCAAACUGAUCAUGAGCACAUGGACAGUAACAAGGUUGAGCCCCCAAAGCCUCCCAGUGUUGGGUCUAAUACUCGGACCCUGACCUUAAACGGCCAUGUUGGAUUCGACAGUCUUCCAGACCAGCUGGUCAACAAGUCAGUCAGCCAGGGAUUUUGCUUCAAUAUCCUCUGCCUCGGAGAGACAGGCAUCGGUAAAUCCACCAUGAUGGAUACGCUGUUCAAUACUCACUUUGACUCCACCCAGAGCACGCACGACCUUCCCGGGGUCAAACUGAAGGCCAGUACCUAUGAGCUACAGGAGAGCAGUGUGAGACUGAAGCUCACAGUGGUCGACAGUGUGGGUUUCGGGGACCAAAUCAACAAGGAAGACAGCUGGAAGCCCAUCGUAGACUACAUAGACAACCAGUUUGAGGCGUUCCUACAGGAGGAGCUGAAGAUCAAGAGGUCACUACACACGUAUCACGACACCAGGAUCCACGCCUGUCUAUAUUUUGUAGCUCCUACUGGACACUCACUGAAAGCACUUGACCUUGUGACCAUGAAGAAGUUGGACAGCAAGGUCAACAUCAUCCCAGUCAUUGCCAAGGCCGAUACUAUCACCAAGGCAGAGCUUCAAAAGUUCAAGGCCAAGAUUAUGUCUGAGCUGAUGACCAAUGGUGUCCAGAUCUACCAGUUUCCCACCGACGACGAGACAGUCGCAGAAACCAACAAAACAAUGAAUGGCCACCUUCCAUUUGCAGUCGUAGGCAGCAGUGAUGAGGUCAAACUGGGAAACAAGAUGGUGAAGGCCAGACAGUAUCCAUGGGGCACCGUCCAAGUUGAGAAUGAGAACCAUUGUGACUUUGUCAAGCUUCGUGAGAUGUUGAUCCGAACAAACAUGGAGGACAUGAGGGAGACCACUCACAAGCGACACUUUGAGCUUUACCGUAGGAACAAGCUUCAGGAGAUGGGCUUCUCCAACAAUGACUCCAAAAGUUUAUCGGAGACAUAUGAGCUGAAGAGACAUCAGCAUGAGUCAGAUCUGCAGAAGAAAGAGGAGGAAAUGAAGCAGACUUUUGUUAUCCGGGUCAAAGAGAAAGAAAGUGAACUCAAGGAGGCAGAAAAAGAUCUCCAUCAGAGGUUUGAUACCUUAAAGAAACAACAUACAGAAGAGAAGAAAAAGAUUGAAGAUAGUAAGAAAAGACUGGACGACGAAUUCAACCAAUACCAACAGCGCAAACUUCAAGUCCAGCAACAACAAUCCACUCUGGGAAAGAAAAAGAAGUAAACGUGCCUUACUGGUCACGAAGAGAGAACAGAAGAAUAGAACAUAGAAUUGUUUGAAGAUUGAUUCACAUAUGUUACAGAAGAGACUGUUUGCCAACAUCUGUGUUCCAUACAUUGCAAUAAUUAUAGCUUAAUAGCUUGGUAACGCCUUGAAACAUCUUGUCAACAUAACAAUCAAGCCAGUUUAUGAAAGAGAGUUUUCUAGAAAUGCAAAUGUGAUUUUACUGUCCUGAUAACAGUCAACAGGGGACAUAACUGUUGUAACACAGUGACUUCUCACAAGAAAAGGAAUAUUUAGUUGUGUAUAAAUAAUAAAUAAUCUGAACAGUUUGUUUAAGGUGGUUUCGUUGCUACAGGUUUAAGAUAAAAAUGGUAGUUAUUGUCAACUGUCACUGUCACUGUUUUUGAAAACCAAAUGUUGCCCAAAUUUGACCGAAUGACAAUCAUUAGAACAUCGCCAUUUCUCUAACUAUGGGUCCAAAUUGGUGAUUAAUAUCUGUGCUUUUGUAAGAUGUAACAUUUAGGCCAAGUAUAUCACAGGUAAAAUUGUAUCUAUGUAUCUAUGUACAGUAAUACUCUGCAAUUCCUGAAGUGAAACCUUUCAGGAUAUUUUUUUUCCUUUUUUUUUUAUAUACAUGUAUAUAAAAAAAAAAUCAUUAUUUUCCCUGGAAAUUUGAAUCAUUUAUGAAGAUUAUUAACUCAUUUACCCCUAAAGACACAUUUGAACUCUUCCAAAACAAAAGUUAGAUUAGUUCAUUAUAAAAUUUCAGGGGUGAAUAAGUUAAAUUAAUCAAAUUUAAACAAAUCAAAAGUGAAAAAAUAAAGAUCUGAAUGAUAGCUUACCUGGGAUUAUAUUUUGUAUUCAUGCUAGGGAAAGUAAACCGUUCAGAUUUUAAAAAGUUUAAUUUUUAUCUCAGGUGAUGGCUUUUGCCUGUUAUUCUCCAUUUCUCGCCAUUCUUUACAAAUCUCGGUCAGUAAAACUGAAUCACUGCCAAAAAUUGUCUUAUUUAUGAUUUUCCUUCAUAUGAAUACAUGUACUAGUUAGUGUGGAAAUGAUUUUAAAAUCUAUGCAUUUAGUUGAAAUCCUUCGAUCCCUUUUGUAUAUUUUACUACAAUUUGUCUUUGGGACAUGCUGUGUUCGCAUUAUUAAUGUGUCCAUUACUUAAAGAAUUAUGGUUUGUGGGGCUUUUAAUUGACUAUUUUUUAAAGAUAAAAAAGUCAAAGCAUUAUACAGUACCACAGGGAAAAAAUACUGGUGUCAAGUACUCUUUAGUGAGGGUCCAGGAUAGGAGUAAGUUGCUUCACGCUUAAAACUUUAAAGUUGUAGGGAAGCAUAUUUGUGAAAAGAUGCUCAUAUUAUGUAGAAUAAGGACCAUUAUUGAAGUCCCAGGUUGUGUCAUUCAUAACAAAGUGAACUUUUUUUUUCGUUUUCGGGGACAUCCUUGUCAUAAGGUAUCUGUUAGGUAUUUUAUGAUGCAUUAGUCCAUAACCAUUGUUAACCCCGCUUAUACCCUAAUGCCUACAGUGAGUAAUACUAAAUAAACCUUAGGCUCAUAAUCAUUGAUGUAUGUAGAGGUGCAUGUAAAUGUUGUCAGAUUUUUUUCGUCAUUGGUAGUUUGUGUGAUGGUUUCAUAAAACAGAAUUCAUCUUGGUGUUUUUUUUAUACUGAAAUAGACUUUGAGCUUAAUAUUGUUUUUAAGGUUGUUGAGUAAAACAACUUGCUAUGUGGAAUUCAUUUUACAAUUCAACCUGCAAUCUACAGCAAUCCAUGUGCAAUUAUGUUUUUUAUCACAAUUUGACUUCUGGCAUUUAAUGUUGAGCAGGAAGUAGAAGCAUGCAGGAUAAAUCUACAAAAAUAGUUUCCUAUUCAGUGGUAUGUAUUCAUUAACAGUAUGGGGGGAAAAUGUCUGUUUCAGACUUGUUUAGUAUUUAGGAAACUGAAGUAAUAUUAAGAAAUGGUAUUUUAUCUUGAAUUCAAUACUACCAUGAAAUGUUUUGCUGCCUUGAAAAAAUUGCAAUAAGCUGGGGAAAAAGUUUUCUAAGGGAGGCUACUUUCAACGUCUCCAGAAAUUAAAAAUAAUAAUAUGAAUGUGUGAGUGAGAAUCUGUCCUUUUUAUUUUUAUACAUUAACUAUUAAUAUUAAGCAUAAUUAAUAUUUUUGUUUUGUAAUCAAUUUUUUUAUGUAGACCAGGCUGCAUGCUGCUGAACUGUGUAGAUUGUAUGGUAUAUAAAUUAUGUAUCUAGUCAAUUGGCUAACCAUCAAUAAAUAACAUUAAAUCAA
Molecule: messenger RNA, 3775 nt
Organism: Mizuhopecten yessoensis (Yesso scallop)
Lineage: Eukaryota; Metazoa; Mollusca; Bivalvia; Pectinida; Pectinidae
Product: septin-11-like
Exons: 12
Coding region: 98-1495 (465 amino acids)
Biological process (GO): cytoskeleton-dependent cytokinesis
Cellular component (GO): cell division site; septin ring; microtubule cytoskeleton
Molecular function (GO): GTPase activity; molecular adaptor activity; GTP binding
Source: RefSeq, a predicted model, not a curated record